GAGUUUCUUUUCUGACGGUGUCAGAUCUGAGAGAGAAAGAGAGAGAGAGAGAGAGAGGGGGUGAAAAUCGGUAAACAUAGUAAGUAGCGUGGCCUUGUCAUUAAUCGAGUGAGUUGAUGAGAGAUAUGGAGGAAACGGAGCAGGAAGCUGCUUCUGUAGGAGAUGCACGGGGGAAGCACAGGAUCCUUGCUGAGCUUGGUCGCGUUGAACAGGAAGUCAGUUUCUUGGAGAAAGAGUUGGAAGGGCUCGGGCAGACUGAUAUUGUAUCAACCGUGUGUGAGGAGCUGCUCUGUGUCAUCGAGAAAGCACCCGACCCUCUCUUGCCAUUGACCAGGGGACCUUUUGACUUGGGAUGGGACCGGUGGUUUGAAGGACCAAAGGGAGGUGAAGGCUGCAGAUGCUAUAUACUUUGAUUCAAGAGAGUAAAAUUGGUGUUAAGAUAUCUUUAACAUGGGAUCAGACAAACAAUGAUAAAAAUGUGGUUGUGACACUGUUGUUUUAACAUGCCCAUUGUAUUGGAUUGCAUAUAAUGGUUUAGUUGCACGUAUGUAAACUGUAUAUGUAUAUUGUUGUCAGUAUGAGAACCGAGCAAUGAAUGGUGUAUUAGCUUCUCAGGGGCA
This is a messenger RNA of Eruca vesicaria subsp. sativa (arugula), 620 nucleotides long. Lineage: Eukaryota; Viridiplantae; Streptophyta; Magnoliopsida; Brassicales; Brassicaceae. The record is from the annotation of a GenBank genome assembly.